AUGGCCGCUCAAGACAUCGCCAUCGAGAGACUGCAGAUGGCAGUGGUUGAUGGCCGAACGGACAACAUUCGGUAUCGCCAGAACCAGCUCCAGAGCCUCCAUGCAGCUCUGCGCAACGAUGCUGGCACCAUCGCCAGUGCGCUCGCCGCCGAUUCACAAGCUUCUUCCGCAGAGGUCGAGGCGGAAUACUACUUGGCCAUGAACUCUGUCCAGCACUUCUAUGACUCCCUAGUUUUCAAGGACGAGCACGAGAAGGAAUACCAAGUCACCCACGGAAAGGACAACGCAACGCGCAGGCUCGGCGUCGGCCUGGUCGUCAUUCGCCCGACAAGCCACACCAGAUUCUACUCCAUUGUCACUCCCUUAGCUGCUGCUAUAAGUGCCGGUAACUGCGUGGUGUUAGAGCUCGCAGACACUCUGUUGCAAGUAGAUGCAGUGUUGCGCAAGAUCCUCCCGGCCACAUUGGACCUCAACACGUUCUACUUGAGCAAGACAAUCAACGACUCGUCUAUACUCGACGCGGCGUUGCUUGUAGACCAGACCAGCGGUGCAUCUUCAACUAGUCUCACGAACCAGCUCCUCUCCUCAUCUGCAACCCGCACAGUUGCCGUGGUAGACCGCACCGCAGACAUCCAGCUAGCGGCAAAGGCCAUCACGAACGCGAGGUUCAGCUUCGGCGGUACAUCGCCCUAUGCCCCCGACUUGGUCUUGGUGAACGAGUUCGUCAAACAAGAGUUUUUCGAGGCGUGCUCGAAGUAUGCAACCCUGGCUUUCGCCAAGGAGGCCAGCGUGAAGAGGGUCAGCGGCAACUUGAACGAGGCGACUCGCAAGGCUGUCAAGGAGGCAGAGGACAAGAAGCAGGUGUCGAGCUUUGGCUCGAACGACUUCAAGCUGGUUGAUGUGCUGGAUAGGUCAUCAUCUCUCACGAAGCGGAAGAUCAGCGGCCGAUACCUCCCCAUUGCCAGUGUCUCGGGUCUGGUCGAUGCCAUCUUCACCGAACAGUUCGAGAACCCGCUGUUGGCCGGCUACUUCUUCGCUGAUCCGGCGGCCGCUAAAUACCUAGCCCAGCACCUGCCCUGCCACGUGUCGAGCAUCAACCAGAUUCCCGUCCAGCUGCUCGUCGGCCCAGCUGCGCCAAUUGCGCACGACGCCGACUUUUAUUACCGCUACAGCAAGGACAUGUUCUCUGCGGCGAGACCGCAGUUCAUCGAGCCCCUGCCCGAGACGUUUGCCAAGGUCGAGGAGCUGCUGUCCGGCUCGAAGAAGACGUCUACCUCUGCCGUCCGCGCCUUGGCAGUCAAGCCACUCAAGCCAACUGGGCAGCCCGGGAACGCCCAGCUCGGUUUCUUCGAAGCUGGAUUCCUCACCAUGGCCGGCAUCACCUUCUUUGGCGUGCUCCCAGUCCUCGGUUACAGCUCUUGGAUCGCUGCAAGGAAAGGGCUGGAAUUGGCUAUGCGAUGGAGACAUUGA
Molecule: messenger RNA, 1470 nt
Organism: Neoarthrinium moseri
Lineage: Eukaryota; Fungi; Ascomycota; Sordariomycetes; Amphisphaeriales; Apiosporaceae
Exons: 4
Coding region: 1-1470 (489 amino acids)
Molecular function (GO): oxidoreductase activity, acting on the aldehyde or oxo group of donors, NAD or NADP as acceptor
Source: RefSeq, a predicted model, not a curated record